AGUUUUGUUACUUAUCUAAUGUUAUACAGACGUUAAUAAAGAAAAAGUAGGCAGAAAAAAAAAAAUAGCAAAAUGAAUUGUAGAUAUUAUACUGAGAUGACACUUGGGUGGAUGUUGAACAAUAAAAUGAUUGUGUUCCUUGGAGUGCUGGCAUUUUGUUUAUUUGUGUCGUUGUUAGCAAUGGUCGGACAAAGAAACAGAGCGUAUCGCGAAUUAGAAGAUUUAAAGGAACAACUCAAUAAUAAAGAAGUUACAAGCACCCCCACCGAAGAAUCAACCACUGAUGCUAAUAGUGAAUCAACUACAGAUACAAAUGUGGAAUCAACUACAGAUACAAAUGUGGAAUCAACUACAGAUACAAAUGUGGAAUCAACUACAGAUACAAAUGUUGACUCAACUUCUACUACACUUAAAGAAGGGGAACCAACAAACGUUAUUAAUAAUAAGAUAAAUGAAUUUAGUGAAGUGAAAACAUCAAUUGUGCCAGAGUCAUUACAUAAUAAUAUUAAAAAUAAUACAUUUCGUAAUAAAUUACUUAAGUUAAUGCAAUAUAUAAAUUGAGGGUC
Galleria mellonella (greater wax moth) is the source of this 566-nucleotide messenger RNA. RefSeq lists its product as uncharacterized. Bases 73 to 561 code for a protein of 162 amino acids. The transcript has a single exon. Lineage: Eukaryota; Metazoa; Arthropoda; Insecta; Lepidoptera; Pyralidae. The record is from RefSeq and is a predicted model, not a curated record.